CCGCCGAGACUUUGGGUACAAAACGGGAUGUAUCCGGGAACUGCUUUCACAAGGAGUGUUGGAGAUUUUACAGCUGAGAGCAUUGGAGUUACUGCGGAACCAGAAGUGUCAAUGGUUCAUCUUUCGCCUAACCAUUUGUUUUUCGUUGUUGCUAGCGAUGGGAUUUUCGAGUUUCUUCCAAGCCAAGCUGUUGUUGAUAUGGUGGGGAGAUACGCUGAUCCGCGCGAUGGAUGUGCUGCAGCGGCAGCAGAAUCGUACAAACUGUGGUUGGAACAUGAGAAUAGGACAGAUGAUAUCACAAUUAUCAUUGUACAGAUUAAAAAGCUGUCUUAAUGAAUGAUUCAAAUUCCUA
Camelina sativa (false flax) is the source of this 352-nucleotide messenger RNA. NCBI's taxonomy places the organism in Eukaryota, Viridiplantae, Streptophyta, Magnoliopsida, Brassicales, Brassicaceae. The record is from RefSeq and is a predicted model, not a curated record.